AUGGAGGAAGAGCUGCGGGAGCUUCGUCUUGAGCUCAAGGCGGCACGUAAUGACGCGAAGCGAUACGCUAGCUAUGCACUGCGUUUGCAGCAGGAACUGGCUCGGGAGAAGCAAAAGGGUGGGGAACAAGAUAAAGACAACGAUAUUUUGGAUGAGGACUUCUUCCAUUUUGACGAGAAGUACGCCAGGACAGCAAAAACUUUUGCAUGGGACAAGAAAGUGGAGAAAUUCAGGAAGAGGCAAGAUGUAUGGAGCCGCAAGAUCGAUCAAGUGGCGCAAAUGAUAACCGAAAGACGCAGUGGAGCUGAGGAGAAAGACGCAAUUCUAGACAAUCAGGUGGAGGAGAGUGUGGAUGGUGUGGUGGAGAGGUUGGUACCAUUUCUACAGCAGCAGAAGCGUUUGAUUGGAGAUAUUGGUAGAGAGAAUGUCAAGCUGCGUGAUAUGCUGCGUGCCCGGCCGACGCGCCGGGAAUUGGUGGCUUCACAGCUUGAGGUUGAGCGGCUGCAGAAGCGUGUGCAGAAGCUGCGUGGAAGAGCGAACACUACUGAAGGUCAAGACCCCAGAAAAAUGCCGCAAGAGCAUCAAUCGGCCAGUGGUGAACACGUUUCUGUGAAGGAAUCAUCACUUUCGGAGCGGAGAACAGAAGAAAGACUACUACAAAUGCUACGAGUCAAUACAACGCAGCAUAAGUAUUUGAAGGAGAAGCUGCACUGCUAUCUCUCCUUGGAUACAGCCAGAUUGGCAAAGCAGCAGGAAUUAACUGAGGCUGGCAUUUUAGAGCGUGUUGGCCGGAUCUGCUCGAACAUCGUCGCCUCGUGUUGCUACACUCUGGAGGUUGAUGACGUUGGUGAGCUGCCCAACUGCGUGACAAAGGCACAUCAACUUGCGCAAGUUUCAACAACCUACCAGGAUUUCGUCGAGCGGAUCGAAAAACUUCUUAAGCGGUUUGAUAAGGAUGCCUUCUACUCUACAUGGGCUGAGUUCACAGCAGAUACUUCCUGUCACGAAGCUUUAGAGAUGAUUGUUUCUCAUGUGAACGACGUGCUUGUGGAGCUGGAUGCACGCCGUGAACAAAUGAAGCCACCAGGUUCGAAAGCCCAUGAAGUUUUAAUGGCUAGCAUGAAGUUACUUCAGGUUGCUCGUGUUGAUCAACUGACACCAACUAUCAGGCGUCUUGUAGACAACAUGCGUGCAGAGCAGGAAUUCCAGCGCGGCUUGCGCGAUCUUUUUGGUUUGGACGACUCGGCGAACAGGAAACAGAUCUUACACGUUGCCUCCAUUCUCUUCGGUGAGCUUGGAUUUCUUCCUGGUAACGCAUAG
This is a messenger RNA of Phytophthora nicotianae INRA-310, 1320 nucleotides long. RefSeq lists its product as hypothetical. Bases 1 to 1320 code for a protein of 439 amino acids. The transcript is spliced from 6 exons. Lineage: Eukaryota; Oomycota; Peronosporomycetes; Peronosporales; Peronosporaceae. The record is from RefSeq and is a predicted model, not a curated record.